Saccharomyces cerevisiae S288C is the source of this 1470-nucleotide messenger RNA. RefSeq names its product putative cytochrome P450 (gene DIT2). NCBI's taxonomy places the organism in Eukaryota, Fungi, Ascomycota, Saccharomycetes, Saccharomycetales, Saccharomycetaceae. Gene Ontology annotation, molecular function: monooxygenase activity; iron ion binding; heme binding. The transcript has a single exon. The record is from RefSeq and is marked reviewed. The coding region runs from base 1 to 1470 and encodes 489 amino acids.
AUGGAGUUGUUAAAGCUUCUGUGUUUGAUUUUAUUUCUUACUCUUUCCUAUGUCGCCUUUGCAAUCAUUGUCCCACCUCUAAACUUUCCCAAAAAUAUACCCACCAUCCCAUUUUAUGUAGUAUUUUUACCAGUAAUAUUUCCCAUUGAUCAAACGGAGCUAUACGAUCUUUAUAUUAGGGAAUCAAUGGAAAAAUACGGUGCUGUAAAAUUUUUCUUUGGUUCACGGUGGAAUAUUCUCGUUUCUCGUUCUGAGUAUCUAGCACAAAUAUUCAAAGAUGAAGAUACUUUUGCGAAGAGCGGUAAUCAAAAGAAAAUCCCAUACAGUGCUCUUGCCGCUUACACAGGGGACAAUGUCAUUAGCGCGUAUGGUGCAGUUUGGAGAAACUACAGAAAUGCUGUGACAAACGGGCUCCAACAUUUUGACGAUGCACCUAUAUUCAAAAAUGCAAAAAUUUUAUGCACUUUGAUAAAAAACAGACUCCUAGAAGGACAAACUUCGAUCCCUAUGGGACCUUUAUCCCAGAGAAUGGCAUUGGAUAACAUUUCACAGGUUGCCCUUGGAUUUGAUUUUGGUGCUCUAACACAUGAAAAAAAUGCUUUCCACGAGCAUUUGAUUCGUAUUAAAAAGCAAAUAUUUCAUCCAUUCUUUUUAACUUUUCCAUUCCUUGAUGUUCUUCCUAUUCCUUCAAGAAAAAAAGCCUUCAAGGAUGUUGUUAGUUUUAGAGAACUUCUCGUUAAAAGAGUUCAAGAUGAAUUAGUCAAUAAUUACAAAUUUGAACAAACUACUUUUGCUGCCAGUGAUCUAAUUCGUGCUCACAAUAACGAAAUAAUCGACUACAAACAGUUGACCGAUAAUAUCGUCAUUAUCCUUGUCGCUGGCCAUGAAAACCCGCAGUUGCUAUUUAAUAGUUCACUCUACCUUCUAGCCAAAUAUUCAAAUGAAUGGCAAGAGAAACUCAGGAAGGAAGUAAACGGCAUCACUGAUCCAAAAGGCUUAGCAGAUUUACCCUUAUUAAAUGCUUUUCUCUUCGAAGUAGUAAGAAUGUAUCCUCCUUUGAGCACAAUUAUUAAUAGAUGUACUACCAAAACGUGCAAGUUGGGGGCGGAAAUUGUUAUACCCAAGGGCGUAUAUGUCGGGUACAACAACUUUGGAACCUCACACGAUCCCAAAACUUGGGGCACAACAGCAGAUGAUUUUAAACCAGAAAGAUGGGGUUCAGAUAUCGAAACCAUAAGGAAAAACUGGAGAAUGGCGAAAAACAGAUGUGCUGUGACUGGGUUCCAUGGAGGCCGAAGAGCAUGCCUAGGGGAAAAACUAGCCCUAACAGAAAUGAGAAUUUCUUUGGCUGAAAUGUUGAAACAGUUUCGAUGGAGUCUUGACCCUGAAUGGGAAGAAAAAUUAACUCCCGCUGGGCCUCUUUGCCCUCUUAAUUUAAAGUUAAAAUUUAACGAGAAUAUAAUGGAAUAA